AUGCAUUCAAAGUUUUAGAAGACAUGAAUGAGCAUGGGUACCUUCCUGACCUGUACACAUAUAAUUCAUUAAUGUAUGCAUGUGCACAUAAGGGUGAUAUACAUACUGCUAGAAAAUUGUUGAUAUCAAUGAUGCAAAGUGCCCGACGGAACCCAUCAUUGACACCUAAUUUAGCUACAUUUUCAAAUUUAUUUUUGGUAUAUUCUGCUCAUAAAAUUUCUAAUCAACCUAUAAAACAGCCAAAACAGGAAAAUAAAGAGCCUCCACAUAAUACAUUAUCUGUUCCCACUGUGGAGGAAGACAACGUUGAGAACAAUCAAAUUGAAAGUAGCCAACAUGAUGAUAAUGACGAAAAUCAUAAUAUAUUUGUUGCAGAAGAAAUAAUUAAUAACACCGGAAGUUUAGUAGAAACCAGCACUGAGAAUAUGCUAUCAAAAUAUAAGGAUCAUUUACUAGUUAUUGGAUCUGAUAUCUAUCCACUAUUACCAAAUCCUCCAGCAACACAAAAACAAAUUCUUGUGGAAUCAACUAUUUUAUUUAAAUACGUCCUUUCCAUUGUUGAAUCUUCCGAUUCUACAUCUUUACCAACCACAAAAUUUUCACGUAUAACGCCAGUAUUAUUUAAUUCAUAUUUAUCCGUAUUUGAGAAGAAUGCAUAUUUUCACAGAACUUUGGACCUUUAUCGGAAUGCUAUACCAAAAUACAACAUAGAGUUAAAUAGCUGGAUAUUUACAACAAUGCUGAGAUUAUGUUAUAAGCACAAGAAAACAGAAGAGGCUUGGAACAUUUGGCAAGAUUGGAAAACUUGGUGGAAAGAUAGAGUGGACGAGAUGAAUGGAUUGAAUGAACUUGAUCAAUUGAAAGAAAUUAGAAGGCUUGGUAUGACUAAAGAGUUGGAAUAUAAUAUUUAUAAAGAGAUGAUUCAUAUUUUGGCAAGAUGUGAUGACAUUUGGGGAGCCAUAAAACUCUUACAAAAGCUUUCUACCACGCAAGUUCCAAAAAUUGAGGAUUUUCAAUUACUUCGACAAAAGACGAUUGAAAGUGAGGAUGAAUUUGCAGAAAGUAAAAUAAUGGAAUUGUGUUAUUUUGAUGAAGGAACUCCAAAGACUCGAGUUAAAGAAUUAUUGGCCAGAAAAUGGAAGGGUGUCAAUGUUUUACCCGGACAGGUUGGAAGACGAGUGUUAGAAAAAAAAUUGGGAAUUUAUGAUGGAAGAAAUAAAUGGGGAAAGAAAAAAAGCGUGAAGGGUGGUAAGGUAAAAAAGGUUGUGUCUAAAAAAAUGUAG
Molecule: messenger RNA, 1283 nt
Organism: Racocetra persica
Lineage: Eukaryota; Fungi; Glomeromycota; Glomeromycetes; Diversisporales; Gigasporaceae
Source: the annotation of a GenBank genome assembly